Penicillium brevicompactum is the source of this 1431-nucleotide messenger RNA. RefSeq names its product CRAL-TRIO domain-containing protein. Lineage: Eukaryota; Fungi; Ascomycota; Eurotiomycetes; Eurotiales; Aspergillaceae. The record is from RefSeq and is a predicted model, not a curated record. The transcript has 4 exons. Bases 1 to 1431 code for a protein of 476 amino acids.
AUGGCUGCCGACGGACCCAAGCCCGGUUUCUUGGGUAAUCUCAACAAAGACCAGGAGGCCAAACUGCAAAAGCUCUGGGCUGUCCUCCUCAAAGCAGGCGAAACAACCCUCAGUAACGAGCCAACAGGCGCCGCAGAGCAGAAUGUCACACCAACCCAACCGCAAAGACGAUCCUCCCUCCUCGGCCGCACACAAAGCAACGUCUCGGAACCCAUCCCGGUCGCCAAUACACCCUACCAGCAAAACAUCAUGAAAUACCUCACCGCGAUGGGCGCCGACGCCCCCGAGCUAAAGGCAAUCCAGAAAGCGCUCUCUGAAAUAACCCCCACGGAGCUCCGGACCGGAGUCCUCGAUACUUUAAAGCACGACCACCCCGACGCAAUGAUGCUACGAUUCCUCCGCGCUCGUAAAUGGGAUGUGCCCAAGGCCUUUGCCAUGAUGAUGGAAGCGAUCGUGUGGCGAGUAAAGGAAAUGCGCGUGGACGAUGAUGUGAUGUCGAAGGGCGAGCUGCAUGCUCUCAAGCAGACGAAGAAUAAAUCGAGCACGAGUGACCAGAAAGCUGGGGCGGACUUUUUGUCUCAGAUGCGGAUGGGAAAGAGCUAUGUGCAUGGCGUUGAUCGGGUCGGUCGUCCGAUUGUCGUUGUACGAGUGCGCUUGCACAAGCCCGGUGCUCAGACUGAAGAGUCCUUGGAGCGAUACAUUGUUCAUGUUAUUGAGUCGGUGCGAUUGACUCUGGUGUCGCCCGUCGAGACUGCAGCGGUUCUAUUUGAUAUGACUGGCUUCGGGUUGUCGAACAUGGAAUACCCGCCUGUUAAAUUCAUCCUUAAGUGCUUCGAGGCCAAUUACCCAGAAUCACUAGGCAUCAUGCUUAUCCACAAUGCCCCGUGGGUCUUCUCAGGAAUCUGGCGACUGAUCCGAGGCUGGAUGGACCCCGAAAUUGCCGCCAAGGUCCAAUUCACCAACAGCGUUUCCGACCUAGAGAAAUUUAUCCCCAAAGAUCAAAUCGUGAAGGAAAUGGGCGGUGCUGAAGAUUGGUCAUACCAGUACAUUGAGCCGACCGAAGAUGAAAACUCUAGAAUGGAAGAUACGACAACCCGAGAUGCUCUCAAAGCAGAACGAUCGAACAUCGGCGAGGAGUUCCUAGGAGCCACAUCUGCAUGGAUCGAUGCGACGAAAUCCAAGGACACAUCUAAGAUUCAGUCCAGUGAGAGCGAGAGAGACUAUUUGGUUGAGCGACUACGGGUCAAUCACUGGAAGCUCGAUCCCUAUGUUCGCGCUCGUCUCUGCUUGGACCGGAUGAAUGUGAUUCAGGAUGGGGGCAAGAUUGAUUUUUAUCCCAAAGAUGUUCCUGUAAGUGACGAUGUUAUCAAGACAUCUAAGGCGGAACAUUUGGAGAAGGUUAACGGCGCAGUCGCUCAGCCCGUCUCAUAA